Pristis pectinata (smalltooth sawfish) is the source of this 4328-nucleotide messenger RNA. It is a transcript of the gene bod1, whose product is annotated as biorientation of chromosomes in cell division 1. The transcript has 4 exons. NCBI's taxonomy places the organism in Eukaryota, Metazoa, Chordata, Chondrichthyes, Rhinopristiformes, Pristidae. Bases 115 to 558 code for a protein of 147 amino acids. The record is from RefSeq and is a predicted model, not a curated record.
AGCGGAAGUAGUAAAAGGGCAGCUAGUGAAUCGGAGCGGUAUUAACGAACAGUUCGCCCCCUUCACGUCUCCGUUGUAUUUAUAUUUGCGUUGUUCAUCUACCGCCCGCCUGCAAUGGCCAAGAACCUGCCGCCUGAAGACCCGAACUUGAUAGCCAAGAUCGUGGACCACCUGAAGAACCGCGGCCUGUUCGACGAGUUCCGCAGGGACUGCCUGGCUGAUGUCGACACCAAGCCAGCCUAUCAGAAUCUCAGACAGAGAGUUGAUAAUUUUGUGUCCAAUCAUUUGGCUAAUCAUGAGUGGAAUCCAAGCCUUAACAAAAAUCAGCUGCGUAAUGAACUUCGACAAAGGGUCUGUAAGUCAGGAAUGUUGGAAUCUGGCGUGGACAGAAUUAUUUCUCAGGUUGUUGAUCCGAAGCUGUAUCAUAUAUUCAAACCACAGAUAGAGAAAGCAGUUCAUGAAUUUAUGGCUACAGAAAUGAAUGAGGAAGUUGUGCCAAAUCCUCCACAGGAGCCUGAAAAACAGGAGCUCUCUGCUCCAGCUUCAGGUACACCCUGAGGUAACACUUCGAAGGCUUUAGCACCAGCAUAAAAAUGACUGUUUUCUACUUUCAGCAGUACCUUCGACUGUAGUUGCACAAUCGGUCAAGAAUAAAUUUGACUGUGGGACAAAGAUGCUUAUCUAGGAUUAACCAAGAUAAAUGUUGUUUAUAGUUUACAUUAGCAUUGCUGCAUCAUUAUGCAGAAUAGGGAAAGUGAUAAGAACCGAGCAAUGAAGGAAAAGUGUCAUUUGAUGGAUCUCAAUUACUGUCACAGAAUUUGGAGAUUCAGUAAGAACAGAUGCUCAGAUGCUUUUGGCAAUGCUUGAAAUUUUGAAGACAAAUUAAGACAGAGUGAAUAAAGAAAAAGCUAUGGUAUAACUGGAUGAAUUCUGACUUCCAUUGAAGGAGGACCCCUACUGAAGAGUUUUUUAAAUGAGAAGUAGUAGUCAACCUGCCCAAAAGGUAGUUCACUUUUCUCAGAGCACAUUGUGCAUUUAACCCUUUGAGGAUGGCUCUAUUGCACCAAACACAAAAGAUUUUUAUGGGUUCAAAGAAUGCUGUAAAUAAAAGUUUCUAUUCUGUGGUUUUGUUGUCAUCUUUAAAACACUUUGUACUUGAGUUUUGAGGUACCAAUUUGAAUGUCAGUAAUUUAAUAUCUACAAUAUAAAUCCAGUAUCAAAAGGGUGGAUCUUGCAUAAAGUUUUCAGUUAAAAUGUUGCUUUAGAAAUUCUGUAUUUAAAGCUUCCAUCUCCAAAGGAUUGACGCAGCUGAGGUUAUAUUCAAUCUCCUGUAUUUCAAUUAAUUAGAUCAUUGAAUGUUGAAAAGUAGUUUAGUACUCAGCUGCAUGGUUGUCCAGCAUUAUAUUUGGAGGUUUUUUGUGUCACACUUCUUAAGUCUUGAGGAUAGAGCAGAAGAUGUUUGAUUAUUACAAGUGACAUACUUUUUCCCCUUUUGAUCCUGUUCCAGAAAAUAGCACAUUCUGCCAUAACUUUUGGAAGAUUAACCAUAAGAGCAACAAUUAGUGCAUAUUUUGAGAGAAAAACAUUACUGCAUGUUAGCUUUCUGGUAACGAAGAAACCAUGGUAGAUGUUUCUCCAUCUUUCAUUCUAUACUGUAGCAAAAAGGUACAAAUUCUCAGUUACUAACUGAGUUUACAGAGGUAUACAGUUGCUCAGAGUGGCUGGAAAUUUAUUUUCUUUAUAAAUUUUUAAGUUUACACUUUCCUUCCCAAUGCAUGCCAGUUGAGUUUAUACAAAUAUUUAUGCCUUGUUUUGCAUUGAUGUGUAAUAUUCCAAAAUCGGGUCCACAAUCUAAAUACAAUUGUAGUUUUGGCAAGAGCUGAAGGUUCAGAUCCACAAAGCAGUCUUGCAGCAGCUGGGUAUUGUGACUACAAUAUUCCACAAGUCAGAACUCUGAGAACAGCUAUAUUGAAUUAGAUGUAGGAGAUAAGACUAUAACACACUUGUCAUUUUUGUGUAGGUACUCCUUUAGUUCCAUCUCUAUGGUAAUGGUAUUUGAGUUGGUUCUUUUAUUAACACAGCUAAUUCAGGUUUCUUAUUGCAGUGACAGAAUAGUAAAAACAUUUCUGUUAAUUUAAAAUUCUGGCAAUAGGAUGAGACGACCAGAAAGUUUCAACUUUGAUUUCUGGUUUAUGGUAACUUGAAUCUUUAGCAGGAUGGGAUAUGCCAAUUGGCUUCAAAGCUCCCAAGAUAAAUAUUGGUAGGGUUUCUGCUCCUGACAUCCACAAGCUUAGUGAAAACAAAUGAGAAUGAGCUAUGCUGCUUCAGUGUCCAGACCAAUUAGAACUGUUUGGUUUCAUGGUCACUUAUUUUCAUACUCCAGUAAGAAUUGUCCAAUGUGAUUUGGGAAGGCAAAGUUAUAAGCCUGAGUUGUAUGCAUUUUUUAACCUAAUACUUUGUUUUGGUUUGUUUUUCAGGAUAGUUUUGAAGACUAAUCUUGAAAACUUCCCUAGACAGAACAGUUUUCUCCCCCUCCCCCACCCCCUCCACAGGUAAUGAAAUGUUUGUUCACACAUUUUCUGAGAGUUCUACAUUUUCAUGAACAGUACUAUCUGGGUUCUCCUUGAGAAAAUAACCAUCUGAAAGAAGGUGGGAAUGACCACAUUUUGGCUGUUGUACCUUUUUGCUGCAGGUUUUGAUUUGAAUUUCAGAGUAAAUGUCUUUCAUUGGUUUUUUUCUUAAAAAUAGUAUGUACUCUGGUGAAAUGUCCUCUGAAACAUCUGAAAUGUAGGAUUCAUUUUUUUCCCUCUAAUUUUAGGUAUCUGCUUUCAGGUGACUGGAAUUUGAAGUCAAUAUUUGAAAUGUCCAAUAUUUCAGCAUGGAACUUCAAAAGAUGAAAUACUGUGCUUAAGCAUUUAGGUCGUUAAAAUAAGAGCUUCCCUGAUUAGUGAAAGGAUUAGGUCCAGUUCAGCAGUAAGCCUUAAAAGAACACAUCUGCUUCUUGUCCAAUGGUUUGCAAUUUUGUAGGCUUGAGUGUGCAAAAUAACCACUAAUUGACAAUAGUAGCUCGGGCUGAACUAUCAAGCAUGGUUCUGGUCAGCAGCAUAAACCUUGUGGAGAACCCAAAUAUGUGACAUUCAGAGCGUACAUUUUGUCUUGUAACCACUCCAUACUUUUUUUAAUUGUAUCAUUUGAGAAGUUAGUCAUUUUUCAGACAUGGAUCUUGAUUUCUCAUAAUGCUGGAACUUCUAAUGUGAAAUGGAAUAUGGGAGAGUAAAAUCCCAAAAUCUCAGGGGUUUUUCAAAUUUCUCUUUCAAUGUGUAUUUGAUUUGAGGCCAAUUUGUCAUUUGUGCCAUUUUAUGUUACAUUCUUAAAGAUGAAGGCAUUUUUAUCCCCCCUCAAACUAAGUGGGUUACUUGCAUAUUUUUUUAAAAAGUACUCCACUGUGACUAGGUUAGACUCCUUGUAGUGCUUCCAAAAUUUUGUACAACUUUCAAAUUUAGUUGAAUCACUGGAUCACCAAGAUUAUGCUCUGAGAAGUCUGCACACUGUAGUCCUCUAUAUUACUGGAAGUCAUUAGUAUCUUUUCAUCCAGAUUAAGAAUCAACAGGGUACCAUUUAUAAAAGUCACAAAUGAUGUCUGUGAACAAAUUGUUGGGCUGGUCCCCUGCAAGUGCAUGAUUACACAUAGGUUGGUUGUUAUAGAGUGCACAGAGAAGCACCAGUUAUUCUGGGAUCUAGUGAUUAUGGUUAAAUCAUAGUACAAACCAAACUGGUUCAUUGGGUCGAGUUGACCUACGUAUUUUGUCGCUAAUUUUAUAUGCGGGUUAUUUAAUGCCCUUAAUAUCUUGUGACUUUGCUGCAAUAGCUUACCUCCAUAAAUUCUCUACAUUAGCUGCUAACAUUGUUAAAAGCCAUGUUUCUGAGUUGAAUUUGCUUCACUCUAGGUAAGCUUAAAUUUAAUUCUAGUUUAAUGGUUCCAUCUGGUAAUAAAAUUCAGCAGUUGCAAUUUGGUAAUUUUGAAUUGUUGUUGCACAGGGUUUGUUACACAAUCUCUACUACAAUCUUUAAAGUCAAAAAAUCUUCCCUAAGCUUGUGGCUUAACUAAAAUAAAUGAAUCUAGUAUUGACACUGAAAUGGAAUACUGUGAAAUUCAAUUAUGUUAUUUGUUUUUUUUUAAAAACCUAAUCAACAUUCUCAUGAAUUGUGGAAAAAGAUGCCAAAAUGUGAUCUUUAAUUAUUGUUGUACUUUAAAAGUGCAAAUAUAGCUUUUCAGUAAGUUCAAUAAAAUUUGAGCAAUGUAAAAGUUUUCUUUUUACCAAAUAAAA